This is a messenger RNA of Symbiodinium sp. CCMP2592, 480 nucleotides long. Lineage: Eukaryota; Dinophyceae; Suessiales; Symbiodiniaceae. The record is from the annotation of a GenBank genome assembly.
AUGUGGCAGGUCACUCUGGACGUGAUGCAGGCUCUGAAGGAAGAUCUGCUCUUCCGCUGCAUGUACGUGACAGAUUCAGCCUCUGGCAAAGACGUGGAGCUGGAGUCCAUCGAUGUCGGAGAUGGCCCGGGUGUGCGACAGGGAGUGCAGCGCUUCCGCUUCGAGUCCAGCCCUCCAGCUCAGUCGGCCAUAGAGGCUAGUGGUGGCCCGCUUGAAGUGGCCGGGCUUUACCUUUCCGCCGUGUACAGAGGAGAAGAGUUCUGCAGAGUCGGCUACUAUGUGCGCCAUGACUACGACGACCCAGCGCUCCAGGAGGAUCCACCUGCUACCGUGGACUGGGCUCGUCUUCGUCGUGUGCUGAGCGAGCCUUGUGUGACGAAGUUCCAGAUUGCUUGGGACGCAACUGAGGCAGAUCAUGGGCGAAAACGUGUUCGCGAGGAGGACGCCGGCCUUUGCGCAGGGGGAACAUGGGUGGGCUGA